AUGGAGAGCGCCCAGGCACCUCCCUAUGUCGGCUUGUACCCGUACCUACAACGGUUCGAACGGGACUUCGACUACCAGAGCGCGAUGGCAUGGAUGAACGCAAACUGGACACAGUGUGUACACUGGUCUGUGUUCUACGUUCUGAUGAUUUUGCUCGGACAACGGUGGAUGCAAAACAGGACAAAAUACGCGCUGAGAGGCCCGCUGAUCUGCUGGAACCUCCUAUUAGGACUGUUCAGCGUCUUGGGGACAGUUCGGUUCGUCCCGCCGCUUGUGGCCGACGUCAGGGAACACGGGUUCGAGUGGACGCUCUGCAGCGCCGCCUGGUACAGGGACCCGGUACUGCACCUGUGGGGGAGCGCGUUCGCCUUCAGCAAAGUCUUGGAGUUCGGCGACACCGCCUUCAUCAUCUUAAGGAAGCAGAAACUGAUCUUUCUUCACUGGUACCAUCACGUCACCGUCUUGUUCUACGUCUGGCUGUCUUACAAGGAGCAACUGGCGGGAGGAAGGUGGUUCAUAGCGCUCAACUAUGGAGUGCAUGCGACGAUGUACAUGUACUACGCAGCCCGUGCCGCAGGCAUAUACAUCCCCAGGAAGGUUGCCAUGGCGAUAACGUCAUCGCAGACCCUACAGAUGGUGAUUGGCUGCAUCAUCAACUACGUCAGCUACAGGCUGCUCUUUGUGGACAAAGUGCCCGGAUGCAACGCCAGUCUGACUAACAUCAUUGUGUCUAGUGUUAUGUACUUCAGCUACCUUCUACUCUUCCUGCACUUCUUUUAUGGUGCCUACGUUGUCAAGAAAUCUAAACAGAAGAAACAGCAGUAGCUAUAUACAGAAAGCAGUAGUUACUACGAA
This is a messenger RNA of Branchiostoma belcheri (Belcher's lancelet), 855 nucleotides long. RefSeq names its product elongation of very long chain fatty acids protein 6-like. The record is from RefSeq and is a predicted model, not a curated record. Lineage: Eukaryota; Metazoa; Chordata; Leptocardii; Amphioxiformes; Branchiostomatidae. Gene Ontology annotation, biological process: fatty acid elongation, saturated fatty acid; fatty acid elongation, polyunsaturated fatty acid; fatty acid elongation, monounsaturated fatty acid. Gene Ontology annotation, molecular function: fatty acid elongase activity. Bases 1 to 825 code for a protein of 274 amino acids. Gene Ontology annotation, cellular component: endoplasmic reticulum membrane. The transcript has 2 exons.